This is a messenger RNA of Xyrauchen texanus (razorback sucker), 3622 nucleotides long. Its product is annotated as excitatory amino acid transporter 1-like. Gene Ontology annotation, biological process: L-glutamate transmembrane transport. NCBI's taxonomy places the organism in Eukaryota, Metazoa, Chordata, Actinopteri, Cypriniformes, Catostomidae. Gene Ontology annotation, molecular function: glutamate:sodium symporter activity; neutral L-amino acid transmembrane transporter activity; L-glutamate transmembrane transporter activity. The transcript has 10 exons. The record is from RefSeq and is a predicted model, not a curated record. The coding region runs from base 287 to 1969 and encodes 560 amino acids. Gene Ontology annotation, cellular component: plasma membrane.
GCUGUCGGACGUUAGGUCGCUUUUUCUUUAGGCCUACACAGGAAUCAUCCCUAAUCUCUAACCUUUAUAUCCCACGCAAAAAUCCGGCUCAAGUCGUUUCACGGGGGUUUUAAUUUCUUUCUUUUAUUUCGUCGUGAGCGCAUAUUUCGCGGAAUCUCCGGCCAUAACGAUCCAGUCGCUCCGCAGCUGCGCGCACUGUUACCAAAACGCACAGGAGGGAUUCACUACAACAACAGCUUUUACGAUUUCCCAUGAAACCCUGCUGGAUCAUGUAUUAGAGCUGAUUAUGAUUGAGAAGCCUCCUAACAGCACCAGCCUGAUUCUGAGUGAAGACUCUGAGAAGCCACAGCGUGCUGAGGAGGGGCUCCAUCGUCUCUGCAGAGCUCUACAGAAGCAGAUGUCAGGAGGCAGGCAAAAGAUGGGGGGCAUCACGCGAGACAGUGUCAAGACCUUCCUUCGGAAAAACACAUUUGUAAUCUUCACUGUGGCUGCAGUGGCUUUAGGGGUGCUGCUUGGUUUUGCUCUCAGGCCUCAUAACCUGUCCAUCAGGGAGGUGAAGUAUUUUUCUUUCCCUGGAGAGCUGCUCAUGAGAAUGCUUCAGAUGCUUGUUCUACCACUCAUCGUCUCCAGUCUUGUCACAGGAAUCUCAUCCUUAGACAGCAAGGCAUCUGGGAAGAUGGGAAUUCGGGCCAUCAUCUACUACAUGGUGACAACGUUUAUAGCUGUUUUCAUCGGUAUUGUCAUGGUGAUUCUUAUCAGGCCAGGGAAAGGGAGCAGGGACAGUCUGAUGGCCUCUAGUGGCAGCAUUGAGGCAGUGCAGGCUGCUGAUGCCUUUCUGGACCUGAUAAGAAAUAUGUUUCCACCAAAUUUAGUUGAGGCCUGUUUCAAACAGUAUAAAACACUAUACAAGAAGACUGUACUGAUCGAAAAUGUCAGCAUUGUGGUCAAUGUGUCAGACAGCAUCAACUCUACAGAUAUUGGCCAGGUGUCUAACUUCAGCACAAUCUUGCAGACCGUCCAGGAGACACUGGAAGAGGUUGUACCAGUUUCAGGUUCUUCUAAUGGGGUGAAUGCCCUGGGGCUGGUGGUCUUUUCCAUGUGCUUUGGUUUAGUGAUUGGAAACAUGAAACAGCAGGGCCAGGCUCUGCGGGACUUCUUUGACUGUCUGAAUGAGGCCAUAAUGCGCUUGGUGGCUAUUAUUAUCUGGUAUGCUCCGGUGGGCAUCCUCUUCCUGAUUGCAGGGAAGAUUGUGGAGAUGAAGGAUCUUGCGCAGGUGGGAGGACAGUUAGGGAUGUACACGGUGUCUGUUAUUGUCGGGUUGCUCAUCCACGGCCUGUUUGUUCUACCUCUGCUCUUCUUUGUGGUGACCAAGAAGAAUCCGUACACCUUCAUUGCUGGGCUGCUGCAGGCUCUGAUCACUGCUUUCGGCACCUCAUCCAGUUCUGCUACCCUGCCCAUCACCUUUCGUUGUCUCGAGGAAAACAACCACGUGGACAAAAGAGUGACGCGAUUUGUGCUGCCAGUCGGAGCUACAAUUAACAUGGAUGGAACAGCUCUGUACGAGGCAGUGGCAGCCAUUUUUAUUGCCCAAGUCAAUGACAUGGACCUAAACUUUGGGCAAAUCCUCACCAUCAGCAUCACGGCGACUGCAGCCAGCAUUGGAGCAGCAGGCAUCCCUCAGGCUGGGCUUGUUACCAUGGUGAUAGUAUUGACAUCGGUGGGACUGCCCACAGAGGACAUUACACUGAUCAUUGCAGUUGACUGGUUCCUGGACCGAAUUAGGACCACCACCAAUGUUUUGGGAGAUUCGUUUGGCGCUGGAAUUGUUGAGCAUCUUUCACGUCAGGAACUUCAGAAUCAAGAUGUAGAAAUAAUCAACUCUGUUAUCGAGGAGAAUGAAAAGCAGUACCAGCUGAUCUGUCAGGAUAAUGAUUCUUUCAAUCUCCGCAGCAGUGAAACCACAAUGUAACAGCCAUGGUAUUAAACAAACCUGGUAAUAUAGUGUACAUUAACCACUGUUCAAUAGAACAUAAAAAAAUCUAAAUGUGCUCAAUAGAAUGUUGCAAAGAGAAUAGACAUGCAAAUGAGUAAAAAUCCAUAAUUUACAGUGCCAGUGCCUAACCUUUUGUAGAGCUGUUACUUUGAGUCUUUUCUCUUAGGAAAAAGUUAAUUUUAAUGUAAGCAAGUUUAAGCUGAUAACACUUUUACAUCGGAAAUAAUGUUAUGUGGUUUGUUGAUUUUAUUAAAUAUUUUAUUUGAUAAGUAUUACAAUAAAAAUAUUCAAAGCAAAUGUGUCUUAUAACCACUUCAUAAUAUCUUAUAGAUGUUUAAAAGAAUACUUACUGUAGUUUUUAUAACUUUAUUUAAAGCCGACAAAGACCAUUUGUAAAUUAUUAUGACCACAUUAUGAAUCCUUUUGGAUGUUUACAAGAAUUUCCAUUUGUCAUUUGAUUAAAAAUGGUAAAAGACCACUCAUAAGUUGUAGGAAGAUAUUGUGCUGGUUUUGAUCUUAAAUAAACAAUGACAAAUUAUAAAACUUAUAAUAUAACUAUGAGAAAAUAAUGCAUUAUAACUUAAAAUAAAAGUGGAUAAAACGUGGUGUUGGUUGUGUGCUAUAAUGCAGUAUACUCUUACUAGAGUAUUAUAUCAUAUUAGAACUGUUGUUACAAUUAUUUAAUUACAAUUAUUUAAUUAUUUAAAGAUAAACAAGUUUAAAGAGUGUUUUGAAAUUCAUUUUAUUACCAGCAUAAUUAAUUACACAAUGUCGUUCUGAUGUUUGACCUCUUAACUCAAACACGCAAAACCAAACUCAUUGAUGACAUCACAUGUCCACAAAGGGGACCUUUUUCCAGUUCAGAUUAUGUUCUGGUUUUUGUUUGCCGUCAUCAACGUGUUUUAAUUAUUUAACUUAAGAUGUAAAGAUGUCACUUUUUUAGAUGUUUAUUUGAUGUUGAAUUAUAUUCUUUGACCUUUGCUUUUACCUUCACUGUACUGUGCUUUUACUUUUUAAGUACUUUUUAAGUAUGCUAAAGUAUAAUUCCUCCCCUAAAAAUAGCAUUUAGUGAAAUGAUUUGCUCUGGUUGGUUCUUGAUAAUACAUAAUGUAUCAGCAGGAUGAAAUGUAGAAUGGCGUCAGUAAAGACAGUUUUAAUAGCUAGAAGUUUGUGAAGUGAUUCAUUUUUUAAUGAAGAAUCAGUUUAAUUUUGUGAUGGAAUCUAGAAAUGAUUACACUGGUUAUCUGGUUCUGCUUCGCCAGCCAAUUUGUGUAAAGCUACAUUGUUUGUUGUGUUAUUGUUCAUAAGACUAAUCUAUCAGCCAGCUAUGUUUGUGCUGCCCAUCUAGCCAGUGUGCCUGGGUAAAGCACCCGACCCCAGUCUUUGACUGUCCCAAACCAGUAAAGUCUCCUGUCAGUGCUGGUAUAAAUUGACGAUAUUCUAGAAAGUGUAUAAAACACAUGGAGAUUGUUACUUUUAAAUGAAAACUAUGUGGAAAUUCCAUUAUACUAUUUACUAUUUAAAAGCAUUUAUGUUAGAUUUUAGUUGCAUUGUACUUAUUGAUUUUUCUUUAAGGUAUUGUGAGCAUAUUUUUUGGCUCAAGUAACUUGGUAUUUUAAAGUCUGGAAA